Molecule: messenger RNA, 2892 nt
Organism: Parnassius mnemosyne (clouded apollo)
Lineage: Eukaryota; Metazoa; Arthropoda; Insecta; Lepidoptera; Papilionidae
Source: the annotation of a GenBank genome assembly
AUGCCUGUAGUCUCGCCUUCCCGAUACACAUCUACCUCCUCCAGCCUUUCGGGCUCCUAUCGCUCUACGUUGACGUCUUCGUCGAGUUUAGAUAAGCCUUAUUACAGAUCCAGUAGUGGAACAUAUGUUACGUCUACGUUGAGAAGUUCCUAUGGAGACCGAACGACAGAAUACAGAUCUAGGUACUCAGAUGUCGAUGGAAAGAGGGAGAGGAAGACCUCACUCGUGGAGUACAGCAGGAACUCACGAGCACCCAGUGUGACGGACUCAGACAGUGGGAUAUCCACCAGAUAUAGAACAGACAGAAGUGAAUCUAGAUCAAGAGAUAUAUCAACGACGCGCAGUGAAAGCAGUAAGGCAGAACUGUCCAGAAACCCAAAGAGGAAUGUUAUCAGUACUGCUGCUUUAGCAAUGUCCACAGCAGAACUGUAUAAUAAAUACUCUCCUGCGAACUAUAUACCGUUGACGCAAAGGAUCCAGCAACAACAACAACAACAGCAGCAACAGAACCAGAGUAACUAUGGGGAUAUAUCCAGGUCGAAGUCAAUCUCAAAUGACAUUGGGCGACCACCCGCCCCAGACUCGUAUAGGACAACGAGAAGGGCCAGGAAUUCCACCGCAGCAACUAUAACAGAGAAACCCGAAGGGAGAAGAUCGUAUAAGGAAGGCUCACCAACCCCCAGCUACAGCAAAAGAAGCUCUAUGUGCAACGGCGUUAAGGACACUAAUGGAAACGAGUUGCCAACAGUCUCCGAGAUUAGGAAGAGAUUCGAUCCGAAGAUGACGGUGACCAAGCUGCCUGCGAAUGACUCCAGAUAUUCGGCCAAAACGUCGGUGGAACAGUACUUGAGCCAACUGAAGGAAUGCGAGAACGGUUCUGUUGGAUAUACGAAAAUAGUUCCUAAAGAAGACCAGCCAGUGCCCGUCCAUUUGCCAUACGCCGAGCAUAAAAAUGGGAUUAACCACAGAUGGGAAGUGGGAUCGUCUAGUUCCAGAUCGAAUUCUAACUCAGAUCUAUCGAUUAGUAAGACAAUAUCGGAACCAGUGUCUCUCGCGAAACCCUCUGUUGACAAAGUCACUAACAUGUCCAUGUCUUUCACGGCGAAAUUGCCAUCUGAAAGGCUAGCAAGCAUAAAAAGUCAGUUAGACCCGAACAAUCCAAUUGGGAAGAUUCUAGAAAAGUCCACUGUGAUACAAGUUGAAAAUGGUGACCUAGACCACACCGAACGAAGAAAGCUACCUAGAAACAGUCCCGAAGUUAAAAUUAAAGAAUCUCUAAAGAACGAUAUCGAAAAGCAAGUGAAAGCCCCUAAGCAUACUUCCAACUUCGCUUCCUACAUACAAAUGUCACAGCCCAUAGCUUCAGGAACUGCCACUCCGAAAGCAUCGAAGCCAGUCGAGCUAAACAAUAUUAUUAACGAAGAACUAACAAAAACCGAACUGAAACCAGAAACCAGAAAAACUAAGGUCAACCUUAAAUAUAUAGACUCUGAGCAAGAUGAACGUCUGACUCUGGAGAAUGAUAUUGAAUCUCCCAGUGGUACUGGUUUUGAGAACAAAACCUUUGAACACGAGAGCUAUUUAAAGAAACGCACCGAGAAGGAAGUAGAUGACAAGGAGCCGGAAGAUGGCAUCAAGUCGAUGGAGACGAGCACGGAGAGUACCAUCAGCGACCCAACGGAAGACUCUAGUCCCGAAACACCGUCUUCUAGAAGGAGGCUGUUGGAUACGAAGGACUACGAAGAUAUUAAAACGGAAUUGGCCGGUGGCAGGAGCGGACCGAGCGGACUGCGACGUAGCAGCGAACGGUCGGACUCGUCCGAGCCGCGAACAGAGCGCAACUCCACACAGUCCAGCCACACCAGCGGUCUAAACGGUUUGCGAAACAUCGGGAAUACGUGCUUCAUGAACAGUGUACUGCAGUGCCUGUCCAACACGCGGCCUUUGCUUGAAUACCUGACAGAGGACAAGCAUGCAGGAGAGAUCAACACCACGCUUUCCUGUAUGAAGGGCGCGCUCAUAAAGGCGUUCGCGAGUGUUAUCAAGGAGUUGUGGCGCAGCGGCGAGAAGGACUCAGUCGUGAACACCACCAGCCUUAAGUCCCAGGUCCAGCGCUUUGCUCCGCGUUUUAUAGGCUACAGCCAGCAAGAUGCACAGGAGUUCCUUCGUUACUUGCUGGAAGGUCUGCAUGAGGAUGUCAACCGAGUCACAGUCAAACCAAAACCUAUCCUCACUGAAAUCGACGAUAAUCUCAGCGAGUCCGCUAAGGCCACGGAGGCGUGGUCCAGAUACCUGCGAAUGGAGGACAGCCGUGUGGGAGACAUCUUCGUGGGACAGCUGAAGUCAACGCUGCGCUGUACGCACUGCAAUCAUGACAGUUUCACCUUCGACCCCUUCUGGGAUCUCAGCUUACCGAUCCCAUCUCGCACGGGCAACUUGAAGCUGCAGCAGUGCCUGCAGCAUUUUGUGCGCGAAGAGGAGCUCGACGGCGACGAGAAGCCAACAUGCUCUAAGUGCGGUGUUCGACGUAAGUGCCUUAAAUGGUUCACGGUGCAGAAGUUCCCACAAGUGCUGGUGCUGCACCUCAAGAGGUUCUCGCCCACGGAGCGUUUCCGCGGGAAGUUGUCGGUGUGUGUGGAGUUCCCUCUCACCGGGCUCGACAUGUCUCCGUUUGCAGCUACCAGAACCUCACAACCGGUCCUAUACAACCUCUACGCAGUUAGCAACCACUCUGGUACCACAUACUCGGGUCAUUACACAGCGUACUGCAAACACCCGUACACGGGCGAGUGGCACGAGUACAACGACUCCAGAGUGACACCCAUCAAUCCCCGCAACGUUGUGUCGCCAGAGGCCUACGUGCUGUUCUACGAACUGGCGCGGGGCUCGUAG